Messenger RNA from Aquila chrysaetos chrysaetos, 3731 nucleotides. It is a transcript of the gene CDC42, whose product is annotated as cell division cycle 42. The transcript has 7 exons. NCBI's taxonomy places the organism in Eukaryota, Metazoa, Chordata, Aves, Accipitriformes, Accipitridae. The coding region runs from base 161 to 706 and encodes 181 amino acids. Gene Ontology annotation, biological process: small GTPase-mediated signal transduction; modification of synaptic structure. Gene Ontology annotation, cellular component: dendritic spine. Gene Ontology annotation, molecular function: GTPase activity; GTP binding. The record is from RefSeq and is a predicted model, not a curated record.
CCGCGCCCCUCGCCACCGCCCCGUUCGGCGUCCGCUGCGUGGUGACGUCAGCGGCGGCGUGCCCCUGUGCCUGAGCCGAGGAGACCCCGCAGCGAGCUGCCAACGCCCGGCGGAGACUCUGAGGUGCUCACUGGAGUUGAUAUUCUAGUAGACUUCAGCUAUGCAGACGAUCAAGUGUGUAGUUGUGGGUGAUGGUGCUGUUGGUAAAACCUGUCUCUUAAUUUCUUAUACAACAAAUAAAUUCCCAUCGGAAUAUGUACCAACGGUUUUCGAUAACUAUGCUGUAACAGUGAUGAUUGGAGGAGAGCCUUACACCCUAGGCCUCUUUGAUACUGCAGGUCAGGAAGACUAUGAUAGAUUACGACCCCUCAGCUAUCCACAGACAGAUGUAUUUCUGGUCUGUUUUUCAGUGGUGUCUCCUUCUUCAUUUGAAAAUGUGAAAGAAAAGUGGGUACCUGAAAUUACUCACCACUGUCCAAAGACUCCUUUCCUGCUUGUUGGGACCCAAAUUGAUCUAAGAGAUGAUCCCUCAACAAUUGAGAAACUUGCCAAGAACAAGCAGAAGCCCAUAACUCCAGAGACGGCUGAAAAACUGGCCCGGGACCUGAAGGCUGUCAAAUACGUGGAAUGCUCUGCACUUACGCAGGAUACUGGCACUGAAGGUGGUGUUGUGAGGCUCACUGCAGUUCAUCCUGGGAAUCCCUAAUCAAAAGAUAGACUAAACUGUAUCUGUUGCAGAGAACAGCUUUAUGCACUUGGAAGCUCAGCCUGAAUUUCUUCCAGAGCACUAGUGCUUGUAUACCCAUUGAUGGUUUUAGGAAUCAAGAGUAACCUGGGAGGAGGGUUCAGAAGCCUUCUCACCUGGAAGACUAGUUGGUUUGCAUCUGCUCUAUUCUUCUUUCUUCAUUUGUUGUUGACUCACCUUACAAAACACCUUUUUCGUCAAUCUGUCAGUAACAGCUGCCAAACAGAAAUGUAGAUUAUCUGCGAAGAGUUGUUUGAAUUUCCCGGCAGUGAUCUGGCUGGCAGCUUGCUAAACACAGAAGUCAGCUGGCUUUCCUAGCUAGGAGGGUUGUUCUCCUACCUGCAAGGCAACGUUGUAGUGGCUGGUUUCAACUGAAGCUACACUCAGCUGGGUAGUUCAAUCUCUCUUUACCUUGGCUUCUGUCUACACAGCUCACCUCAGCAGUCUAGGGUGGUUUUUUCCUUCUGAAGUAAUUUACAGAUUACUUUGACACCACGGUAGCAAGUAAUCAUAAAAUCAUGGAGCCAGAGCAUGUUUGUUUUUUUUUCCUGGGAGGAAGAAUUUGCUUGUCUGUGUGAAAGGGUCGAUGUUCUGUUCUGAAAGUAUUAGGUGAGUUGUAAGAGGCCGAGUUUGAGCCUUUUCUGUAAAGACAGAAUAUCUUCUUCUCCCUGUGUUUGGGUGACUGCAGUACUGAGGAGUCAGUUCUUAUCCCCGCCUUUCCUCAGGUUGUGGAAUCCCUUAUUGUGGCAAAGGCACUUUCAAUGUCUGUUUUCAACCUUUCUCUACAAAAUAGCACCCAAUACCACUGUAAAAAGUGGGUAACACUUUGCUAUUAGGAAAGGGUGACUGACACAGAUUACAACUAAAAUGAUUGUUGCUUCUCUUAAAUGUAAAAGUUAAGUGUCUGAGUGAACUUUCUGAAGCUCAAUGCUAGUACCUAACACAAAGGAGAGCUUUUGAAUUCAGUUCCUUUUUUUCCCCCCUGAUGCUGGGUUGACAGUUUUGACACAGAUUUUUAAAGUGUCUUAAACUGUCCAUGACUGGAGGGUGCAAAGGGAGCUUGAGCUCAACCUGUUCCCCAGUGCAGCACAGGAGCAGUGUUACUUUAACCCGAGUAUCGAGGUCUGUGUGCCAGUGGUAUCAAACGUGGUUCCCUUCACGUGAUUACUCUUGUAGCAUCCAGGCUUUUAACCCCAGUCCCAUUUUUACAAUAAUUUUGUCCCUGUCCUGUUUUUUUUCCUCUUCCCUUAUCCCAUUUUUUUGCUAGGUCCUUCAAAACAAAUCCCAGAUUCUGUUCCAUUGAAAAAAUUAAUUUCUCCUGUGCAACAGGAAAACAAAAGAGGAGUCCCUGAGUAGGAGAAUUAAGGAAGCAUGUUUUCUUGACUCUUGCCCUGCCUGGGUUCUUAAUCUGUAUAAUAGUACAUAAUUGAGUUUAUACUACAGCCGUAUUCUUGCAGAGAAAGAAAAUCUAAUUAGCACUCAGACUUCACAUAGGCAUUAUUUAUCAGAAGUCUCUAGCUCUUUUGUCAGCCAGGGUUGUAACUCAUUUAAAAAAAAAAAAAAGUUGCUGGGGAGGAUUUACAGAAUGAUUGUACAUGGUGAUUUCCUUAACUUCUGUUCUUUCAAGUAUAAUCUUGCAUGUAACAUGAUGGACUUAAAUGCUUCCAGAUGGAAUUGCCUGAGAGAUUUCCCAUGUAUGUGCUUCAGUGAAACAAGAUUAAAGACCUUCUAAAAGGGAUAUAUCCAGUCUAACCUGUGAGGGAGAAACCAGUUACAUUUGAAUGAUUUUAAAAAAAAAAAAAAAAAUCUUAAUUUUGCAAAGGCUACAAUUGUUUACAGGAAGUAAUUUAAGCUUUUCUGUUUGUCUUUAGCUGGGAUAAAGCAGUUCUUCGGAAUUUAUGAAGGUUGCACUCAUGACAGUAGAUUUAGGCGAGUCCAGUUAGCAUAAACUGAGCCAGGUUUCACUUCUGGUGUUCAUGUGUAACUUGGCAGAGUUGCGUGGGAGUGGUAACACACUGCAGUGUUCCUGUUGUGCUUAUAGCAAAUGCAAUGCAUGCUUCGUGCUCCAGCGUAAUCCCUGCAGACUCCUUGCAGCUCUGUGACUGCUUGUCUGGUGUUGGAUCUCAGUUAUUCCAAUCCUAACACCGUUUCUGUCUUCCUGUCACUUGAGUGGUUAUACUUGCUUUGGUAACUAACUGAAUAACUGAAAUGCACCAUUUCCAUGCUGGCUCUCAAUGUCAAAAUAGCAGCACUGGUAAGGUAUUGCAUCGCUUCUUAAAAGACUGAUAGCCAAUGUCUGAAGAUGACAAUGGCUUACCAGAGAGGUACUGCUUCGAUCCCAGAUCAUGUUUCCCCAGCCAUCUGGAGAUCUUCAGUUAUUCAGGGGCUGAAUUCACAAAGCAGAGUUGUUUGGAGCCUUUGCUCUGGACUAGCUGCCGCUGGGAUAGUUGGGAGCAGUAAGUCCGUGCAUCUGAGGUGCUUGCUUAUCCAUGGUGGGUGACUAAAAAAGGUUUACCUGACCUUUUGGAUCCCUGUGGUGGGGCAGGCUGCUCUCCCCUGUGUUUAUUCCCCUGUAAACUCCCUCAGUGUAUAUUCAGCAGUUAAAUGGAAACCAUCACCUUUUCUGCGGCCCCUCCCACCCCCUUGUUCUUGCCAAUUGCCGCUGUGUUUGUGCCUCUGCCCUUCUGGGUGUUCAUUUUGUCUAACUUGGUCUGUCACAUGUUCUGUCUGUCUCUGACAUUGACUUCUGGGUCACCUAAAUGAGAUUUCCUCCUGGGAUCUACUUUGUUUUUUGCAAAGUAAAUCUGUUUACUGCCUCUGUGAAUUCAGCCUGGUCUAUCCUGAAUGCUCUUUGUAUCUGCUUGUUUUUCUCUAAUCCUCUAACCUGGCUGCUGUUUUUUCUCCUCCCCUCUGUCUUGUAGAGAGGUCUGAAGAAUGUGUUUGAUGAGGCUAUCCUAGCUGCCCUCGAGCCUCCGGAAACUCAGCC